This is a messenger RNA of Cheilinus undulatus (humphead wrasse), 876 nucleotides long. Its product is annotated as voltage-dependent calcium channel gamma-5 subunit-like. The transcript has 6 exons. The record is from RefSeq and is a predicted model, not a curated record. Gene Ontology annotation, molecular function: voltage-gated calcium channel activity; channel regulator activity. Gene Ontology annotation, biological process: transmission of nerve impulse; regulation of AMPA receptor activity; neurotransmitter receptor transport, postsynaptic endosome to lysosome. Gene Ontology annotation, cellular component: AMPA glutamate receptor complex; postsynaptic density membrane. Lineage: Eukaryota; Metazoa; Chordata; Actinopteri; Labriformes; Labridae.
AUGAGCGCGUGCAGCAGGAAAGCCCUGACUCUGCUCAGCAGCGUCUUUGCAAUCAGCGGCCUGGGGCUGCUGGGAGUGGCAGUCAGCACCGACUACUGGUUGUACCUGGAGGAGGGCGUCAUCACGCCUCUGAACCAAAGCACCGUCAUCAAGACCUCGCUGCACUCCGGCCUCUGGAGAGUCUGCUUCCUCGCCGGUGAGUCAUAAAUCUGUGGAACUGCACACUGCACUGGCAGAAGCCGCGAGGAGUCCGGUCGCUGCUUCACCAUCGCCUACAUCAUGCCCAUGAACGUCCAGCUGACGUCAGAGUCCACAGUAAACAUGCUCAAGAUGAUCCGCUCAGCCACUCCGUUCCCGUUGGUCAGCCUCUUCUUCAUGUUCAUCGGCUUCGUCAUGAACAACAUCGGGCACAUUCGGCCUCACCGCACCAUCCUGGCGUUCGUCUCUGGAAUCUUCUUCAUCCUCUCGGGUCUGGCCCUGGUGGUGGGUCUGGUGCUCUACAUCUCCAGUAUUAAUGAUGAAAUGCUGAACCGGACAAGGAGCAGUGAGGCUUAUGUUAGCUACAAGUACGGUUGGUCCUUUGCCUUCGCUGCGAUCUCCUUCUUGCUCACUGAGAGUGCAGGUGUCAUGUCCGUCUACCUGUUCAUGAAGCGCUACACAUCAGAGGAAAUCUACCAGCCUCGCCACCCCAGCUUCUACCGCCCUCGCCUCAGUAACUGCUCCGACCACUCGGGUCAGUUCCUGCACCCUGAAGCCUGGUCUCGAGGGCGAAGUCCCUCCGACAUCUCCAGUGACGCCUCCCUCCAAAUGAGCAGCAGCUACCCCGCUCUCCUCAAAUGCCCCGAGUACGACCAGGUGUCCUCUUCACCCUGCUGA